GGGAGGCCACGCGGCCUGCGGAGCCUGGAUCCCGUUGCCCGGAGUGCGGGCGCCUCUGCUGGCGGACUUUCUGUUGCCCCUCCGUCUUGGGUCCACUCUGGGCGGUUGUCCUGAUUCACCGCGCUGCUGGAGCUGAUGGGGCCCUUUUCCCGGAGCCUGAGGCUGGCGACACCCCCAGGGCGAGGGCGCGUAGGACCCAGGGCACGUAGUACAGUGGGAGGAUCCGGUCCCGCAGGACGGAGUUUCGGGCAGGGAAGUGGACUUUUCGGGGACUUUGGGUGGGCAUGGGGUGCUGCGGCGUGGAGGGCUGCCAGGUCACGGGACAAACUAUAGUGCCCCUCCGUGAGUGGCGCGGACGGCAGCGGACUUCGCACACCUGAGAUCCUGGAGCAGUUACAGCUCCGCGGCUCUCCGCACCUCCGCGAGGCUCAGCUCCGCUUUGCAACCUAAGAGCUUUCUAGCAGCCUCAAUCACCUCCCGCUCUCCCCCCCGCCCCCGGUCUUUCACAUCCUUAGCCGCAGCAAGAAUGACAUUAAAACAAACCAUAGGCACAUAUUUAAUCCUAGGCUACAUCCUCAGGUGUUGCUCCUCAGCCUUGCGGGGCAUUUGUCUACGUGGCUCCUACUCCAGCACGCAGCUUGACUGUUCUCUGGGCCUGUCACUUUUUGUCCCCGUGCUUCAUGCACUUGCUCAAAUGUCCCAGGGUCUGGUAACCUUUUCUGUCACUUAAUUCUUAGCAUUAUCUGGGUUAUCUCAUGCCUGUGAGGGUGUUGCCAGCUGCUUGGCUAACUAACACUAGAGAUGCUAAAAGAGAUGCUCUGGCUAUCCCUAGGGACGACAGGGACGAGGCUGACCCAGAUAGGCCGUUUUGAACUGAAGAAUAGGAAAGAGAUACGGUGACAAGUAUUCAGAGUUUUGCCUGCUACACCUGUGGCCCUGUACCCUACGUGUAGGUGUUGAGCUGGCUCCGGCUGUGGCUCCACGCCCCAAGGGAUGGAGGCAAGGAGAGUCACUAGAAAACUUGGGCUGGGGGUGGCUUAGUUGUGCACGCAUGCUCCCCAGCGCCACAUGAAACUUGCCUAUGAUCCCAGUGCUGACAAGAUGGAGGCAGGACGGUCAGGUGUUUAACAUCUGUGGCUAUACAGCAAAUUUGAGAUUAUUUCCGGGCAUGAGAUCCUGCUUGGGGGUAGGGGGAAUCAGAAACGUUUUUAAGCAGGAUGCAAGACAAGGCUGGACCACACCUGGAGGAACAAAUGACAGUAAGGAAAGUGAGGAUGAACUAUGUUACCACAGGCCUUGGGCAGGCGACUGGUGAAUACCAUUUGUGUUUGGGUCACCCGUAAGACUUCCUGAACCAGAACUCGAGAGGGCGGCAUGAAGCCCAAGCUGUAGUUCCUUGGAUGAGCCCUGCCCCUCCCCCUCUCACGCUGUGAUUUUUUUUGUUCUGUGAACCACCACUGCCUGUUGCCCUGUCAUGAAGUUACCUCUUUCAAAAGGCCUGGGACUCAGGUGCUCUCUCCCCACAGGGCCUCAACUAUGUUGCGCAGGUUGGGCUGUGUGCUGUCCUGCAGCCUUGUGGCACUGCUGCUCAGCGGCCUGCUCUUUCUGAAGGAGCGCACACCAACAGGGAGCUCCAAGGCCCACAAGCACUUAUGGGCGCUGCCAAGGCCCCAGCACAGCCAGUGCCCACCCAAUUUAGCAAUUGCUAAUGCCUCCCUGUCCCUGCCCAGCCGCCAUCGCCUCUUCUUAACCUAUCGACACUGCCGAAACUUCUCCACAUUGCUGGAGCCUUCUCAGUGUGCUAGGGACACCUUCCUGCUCCUGGUCAUCAAGUCACAGCCUCAUCAUAUUGAGCAGCGUGCAGCAAUUAGAAGCACUUGGGGCCGGGCUGGGAGCUGGGCUAGGGGCCGGCAGCUGAAGCUGGUGUUUCUCCUAGGGGUAGCAGGACCUGUGCCCCCAGCCCAGCUGCUGGCCUAUGAGAGCUGGCAGUUCGAUGAUAUCCUGCAGUGGGACUUUGCUGAGGAUUUCUUCAACCUGACGCUGAAGGAGCUGCAUGUGCAGCGCUGGAUGGCAGCUGCCUGCACGCAGGCCCAUUUCGUACUAAAGGGAGAUGAUGAUGUCUUUAUCCAUGUUCCCAAUGUGCUGGAGUUCCUGGAGGGCUGGGAUCCUACCCAGGACCUCUUAGUGGGAGAUGUCAUCCGCCAGGCCCGGCCCAAUAGGAACACCAAAGUCAAAUAUUUCAUCCCAUUCUCCAUGUACAGGGCCCGCAACUACCCACCUUAUGCAGGAGGAGGAGGCUAUGUUAUGUCCCAGGCUACUGUGAGGCGACUUCACUCAGCCAUGGAAGAGGCAGAACUCUUCCCCAUUGAUGAUGUCUUUGUGGGAAUGUGCCUGAAAAAGCUAGGGCUGAGCCCCAUACACCACGCUGGCUUCAAGACAUUUGGGAUCCAAAAGCCCCUGAACCCCUGGGACCCUUGCCUGUACAGAGGGCUUCUGCUGGUGCACCGUCUAAACCCCCUGGAGAUGUGGACCAUGUGGGCGCUGGUGACAGAUGAAAGGCUCAAGUGUGCAGCUACCCACUAACCCUAGCCCUGAAGGGUGGGUUGAGUAACAGCUUUUGAGUGGCUGCUGAUUUCCUAUCACCAGGAGAAACUGAAAACCAGGUCCCUGCUGGUCGAUAGGAAGUGUGCUCUUCAUUUCUAUAAUGCCACCAACCUUAUUUGAUUAAAAGUGCUGAAACCUGGCAAGCUUGUCCAGCAUCUGCGGAAU
Messenger RNA from Myodes glareolus (Bank vole), 2769 nucleotides. It is a transcript of the gene B3gnt4, whose product is annotated as UDP-GlcNAc:betaGal beta-1,3-N-acetylglucosaminyltransferase 4. Gene Ontology annotation, molecular function: N-acetyllactosaminide beta-1,3-N-acetylglucosaminyltransferase activity. The record is from RefSeq and is a predicted model, not a curated record. Gene Ontology annotation, cellular component: Golgi membrane. Gene Ontology annotation, biological process: protein O-linked glycosylation; poly-N-acetyllactosamine biosynthetic process. NCBI's taxonomy places the organism in Eukaryota, Metazoa, Chordata, Mammalia, Rodentia, Cricetidae.